Cinclus cinclus is the source of this 1785-nucleotide messenger RNA. RefSeq names its product transcription factor 7 like 1 (gene TCF7L1). Gene Ontology annotation, cellular component: beta-catenin-TCF complex. The coding region runs from base 85 to 1785 and encodes 566 amino acids. NCBI's taxonomy places the organism in Eukaryota, Metazoa, Chordata, Aves, Passeriformes, Cinclidae. The transcript is spliced from 12 exons. Gene Ontology annotation, molecular function: RNA polymerase II cis-regulatory region sequence-specific DNA binding; DNA-binding transcription factor activity, RNA polymerase II-specific. Gene Ontology annotation, biological process: regulation of transcription by RNA polymerase II; canonical Wnt signaling pathway. The record is from RefSeq and is a predicted model, not a curated record.
CCCCGCCGCCCCGCGCAUUCCCGACCCUCCGGGCGGUGGCGGCGGCGGUGGCGGGGCCCGGCGGGGCCGGGGCGGGACCCCACGAUGCCGCAGCUGGAACCGACGGGGGGAGACGACUUGGGGGCCCCCGACGAGCUCAUCGCCUUCCAGGACGAGGGCGAGGAGCAGGACAAGGGCGCGGGGCGCGGCUCGGCCCACGGGGACCUGGACGAGCUCAAGUCCUCCCUGGUCAGCGAGACCGAGAACCGGGGGGGCCCCGGUCCCGUGGUCGGCCCCGGCCCCGAGGCGGAGCGGCCCCCGCCGCCCCGGGAAAGUUUCCAGAAGCCGCGGGACUCCCUGGCAGAAGUGGUCAGACGUCAAGAUGGGGUUUUUUUUAAGGGCCCCCCCUAUCCCGGCUACCCCUUCCUGAUGCUCCCUGAGCUGGGCAGCCCCUACCUCGCCAAUGGAGCCCUCUCCCCAGGCGGAGCCCGCACAUACCUGCAGAUGAAGUGGCCACUGCUGGAUGUGCCGACUGGGGCCACGCUGAAGGACAAUCGCUCGCCCUCACCUGCCCACCUGUCCAACAAGGUCCCAGUGGUGCAGCACGCCCAUCAUAUGCACCCGCUGACGCCGCUCAUCACCUACAGCAACGAGCCCUUCCCACCAGGAUCUCCACCCAGCCACCUCUCCCCAGAGAUUGACCCCAAGACAGGGAUCCCACGGCCACCGCACCCCCCCGAGCUGCCCCCCUAUUACCCGCUGUCGCCAGGAGCUGUGGGGCAGCUCCCACACCCGCUGGGCUGGCUCGUGCCACAGCAAGGACAGCCUGUGUACUCCAUUCCGGCUGGUGGCUUCCGGCACCCAUAUCCAGCCCUUGCCAUGAAUGCCUCCAUGUCCAGUUUGAUGUCCAGCCGCUUCUCCCCACACAUGGUCCCACCGCCCACGCACGGACUACACCCCUCAGGCAUCCCACACCCCACCAUCGUGUCACCCAUUGUCAAGCAGGAGCCCUCGCAGCCCAGCGCCAGCCCUGGAGGCAGCUCGAAAUCCCCUGUGGCAGUAAAGAAGGAGGAGGAGAAGAAGCCCCACAUCAAGAAGCCUCUCAAUGCCUUCAUGCUGUACAUGAAGGAGAUGAGGGCCAAGGUGGUGGCUGAGUGCACGCUGAAGGAGAGCGCUGCCAUCAACCAGAUCCUGGGCCGGCGGUGGCACUCACUGUCACGGGAGGAGCAGGCCAAGUACUAUGAGCUGGCACGGAAGGAGCGGCAGCUGCACUCACAGCUCUACCCGACCUGGUCGGCGCGGGACAACUACGGCAAGAAAAAGAAACGAAAGCGCGAGAAGUUGGCACAGCAGCAGCAAAGCCACGACUCGGACAGCUCCCUGCCCUCCAAGAGCAAGAAGCCGUGUGUGCCGUACCUGCCGGCCGAGAAGCCGUGCACCAGCCCGGCCUCGUCCCACGGCAGCAUGCUGGACUCGCCGGCCACACCAUCAGCAGCGCUGGCUUCACCGGCUGCGCCGGCUGCCACCCACUCAGAGCAGGCUCAGCCGCUCUCGCUCACCACCAAGCCCGAGGCCAGGGCUCAGCUCGCCGUGCAUUCCACCAUCCUCACCAGCAAAGCCUCCUCCUCCUCCUUCUCCUCUUCCUCCUCCUCCAGCCUCAGCAGCCUGCCCUCACUCCUCUCCAGACCCAUUCCCUUUGCCUCAGUGACCCCCACGGCUCUCCUGUCCCCUCCUGGCUCCAUCCCGGCCACCCUGGCUGUGCUGCAGACACAGCCCCUCUCCCUGGUCACUAAACCUGCUGACUAA